Molecule: messenger RNA, 3488 nt
Organism: Prinia subflava (tawny-flanked prinia)
Lineage: Eukaryota; Metazoa; Chordata; Aves; Passeriformes; Cisticolidae
Gene: PALMD
Product: palmdelphin
Exons: 9
Coding region: 255-1958 (567 amino acids)
Biological process (GO): regulation of cell shape
Cellular component (GO): membrane; cytoplasm
Source: RefSeq, a predicted model, not a curated record
GUCCCUUCAAAGAUAACAGAUGCAUCAGAGGAAAAGCCUUUAGCAAGUAUUCCUUAGCCCACCAUGGAAAUUUCUAAAAUAUCUGUUUCCAUCUGUUUAUUUUAGCUCCCAAAAAGACUUCACCUGGAUAGAUAUGUGCCUGAAGAAAGCACAAUAACAUAGCAUCAAAAGGAUUUAUAAUCUCAGACUUAUAUGCUUCCAGUCCUCUACCUUCUUUUCAGUUGCAAAGUGGUGCUGAUAAAUGUGACAUCAAAAUGCAGUCUCACACUCUGGUUUCUGAACAUCAACAACAAAAAAGAAUGGAGGAAGCCGAACUGCUGAAAGAAAGAUUCCAGGCCAUAACAGACAAAAGAAAACUGCAAGAAGAAAUCACACAGAAACGUUUAAAAGUAGAAGAGGAAAAAAUGAAACAUCAACAUUUAAAGAAAAAGGCCUUGCGAGAAAAAUGGCUCUUGGAUGGCUUUAGUUCCAUGACUCCAAAAGAAGAAGAAGAAAUGCAAAAGCAGAAUCGGGAGGACCAACAACAGACUCAUGAGCUGGAACAAGACAUUUUCAGACUGGAGAAGGAAAUUGAGGCUCUGGAAAGACAAGAAAUGGAAGUCUCAGCUAAGGAAGAAGCAAUUUUAAAGAAACUGAAAUCCGUUGAGAAAACAACAGAAGACAUAAUAAAGUCUGUGAAGACUGAAAAAGCUGGAUUUGAAAAAGAGGCAGCAGACUACAUAUAUUCCAGCAUCCCUGACCUCCCCAAGUAUUUCAAACCUUCUGCACUGAGAAGUACAGCACAUGCUGACAUGGAUGACGAAGAAAAGAGAAAAGCAUUGUUUGCCAUGGAAAUUAAGGUUGAAAAAGACAUGAAGACAGGUGAAAACACAGUGUUAUCAACAAUACCUCUUCCCUCAAAGGAGUUUAAAGAGACAGGAAUUAAAGUCUAUGAUGAUGGCAGAAAGUCAGUCUAUGCAGUGUCCUCAAAUGGGAACACAACACAAAAUGGGAUGGAUGAACUCGCUCCUGUUGAAGUGGAAGACCUGCUACGGCAGGCAACUGAAAAAAACUCUCAGUCUCCCACAGAGUACCAUGAACCUGUCUUUGCAAACAAAUUCUGCAGGCCAGUUACUCCUCAGAAAGACAAAUUAGUCCCUGGACCAAAACCUGAAGGCACUGACAAAAGAGAGAUGAAUGGAUUUAGCAAUCAUCAGACAGAGUUCUCCUCCAAAACAGAGCCCUAUAUGGAGCAAAAUAAAGAGAAUGGCCUUGAUCUUCCAAAGGUAACACAACCUGAGUCUCCCUCUCCAGUAAUUUCCCAUAUAGAGAAGAAAGUGCACACUAAUUCUGAGAACAGGAUGAUUCAUAAUGAACAAAGAAAUUCUGCACAUGAGGAAUUAAAACCUUACCAUAAUACAAGGGAAAGGCAUAGUGAGACAAGGUUUUUAAAUCCCCCUCAGCCUAAAGAAGCAUCCCCCGCACCCCAAGACCAGGAAGACGUUCGAUACAAUGUUGUGCAGGCUGUACCUUGUUACGUGGAUGAAUCCGAACCUGUGACGAUGGUGUUCAUGGGCUAUCAGCGCAUUGAUGAGGACGAUGCAGAAGCAAACCAGAAGUUGUCCCCAUAUGAUGGGGUUAUCCGUGCAGAACUAGUAAUCAUUGAUGACGAUGAUGAAGAUGACAGCAAAUCUGAGAAACCAGCAUAUCAUCCCAUAGGCCAUUACAGUCAAGUUUAUCAGCCACCAAACAGGAAAACCACAGAAGCCCAACAGACAAACCCUGUGAGCAGCCUGGAUGCAAGGCUGAACAAGGUACCCCACAAAAAUUCCAUCUCUCUGCAAGAGCAAGAGGAAUGCUUAAGCUCACCAACACACCAUGCUCAUCUUCACAGCCAGAUGUCUGGAGAUGGUACAGAAGAUCCCUCGCUAACAGCUCUGAGGAUGAGAAUGGCAAAGCUGGGGAAAAAGGUGCUUUAACAGCUGUAAUGACAUGGAAGUAAAAUUUACCACUCAAAUCAGAUAAAGCUAAGAAGACUUCCUUGCACAUACUUUUUUCUGGAUCAUAAUGCUUGUUUUGCUACUCUGUUUCGUGGGCUAUUUUGCCCUCUGCAUAAUGCAAUGGACUUUAAGAGACUUUCAGAUUUGACCAACUGCCACACACACAAAUCACACCCUGGGUUUUGUUGAAAGUAGUGGAAAGUUACCUAAGGCCAUAAAUGCAGUGUAUAUACAAGUAUGAAGACAUGUGCGUACCUGUUCUCACAAUCAGAAAUAUCCUGUUGCUAUAUACACAGAGCAGAUAAACACCUAUCUCCAUGGAACAUUGUUUCACAUUAAAGUGUGCCAAUCUAUCUAUUUUGACUUAAAAUGCUGUUCCAGCAUUCUUUUUGUAAAAGCACUGGUUAAUAAAAAGCUAAAUGUGAGUGAGGAGCAGGAAGAAAUGUAAAUAUAAAAAGUGCUUUCCAGUUAUACUACCUUGGAUGAAAUGUAAAGCAUUCCUUUUUAAGUGAUAGCAGAACAAACCAAAAAUAAUUAAGCCAGCAUAUUUAAAUAUUUAGCUACAUUCUAGAGCUCCACAGUCCAUUCCCCUUUCUAUGUUACAGAUGACAGUGUAGCCAUUCUCACACCCUGCUCUCUUCACCAUCCCACAAACAUCCUGCCCACCCACAACCUCACAGAUCAAUCCUUGCAUAAUAACAUGAGCAGCCUGACCUCCUGAGCACAGCUUCACCUCCCAGCUUGCUGAGAAGGUGCCCUGCUUUUCCAAGAAACUGGUUGCCAGCCAGGCAGUGCCUGUCCAUCAAAAAAAACCCCAACCUAACAAAAAAACCCAAAACAAACAACCAAACACCCCAAAAACCAUACUGUUCAGGUUUCAGUUGGCUGGGGAGCUAAACUCAGGCAAGCCUCCCAGCAGAAAUACUGAGCUGCCAGUGGCUUGUCCUGUAGCUGAAAACAAAGAUCUGUUACAGGUGCAGCCACUGCUGGGCAUGGUUCUCCAGCAAGGCUCCCACCAAAAAACAGGUUAAUUCUUUCCCAUGAUAGAGGGGAUAAGGGCCCUAAAACCAGGUUAAAUCACACUUAGAAAAAUCACAUGCAAGUCCCAUUUUCCAGUACAGAGCUCCUAGGGAGAAAAAGUGCCUCAGAGCACACUACACCAUUACACUCAGAUUAGUACAACAGCUUUAAUUCACUAGGUUUUUAGCCUCAUUUGUUCACUAAACAGAUAAAGCUCAGGUUGUCUUAUUCUGGUAUAGCUGACUCAAAUUAUGCACCAGCAGAAAAAUAAGCUUUAAUUUUUUUGUUGUUAUUCUUUUCAAAGCAGGAAACUGAAGUUACUACCUCAUAGUGAGGCACAAUGGUAGUAAUUGACUGAUUUGUAGCCUCUAAACAUUUGGUGGCUCCCAGUCUAAUGUGGGUAUUAAUUUCAAAAUUUAAUACUUGUCAGAAAUGGUUACCUGGAGAGUGGAAUAGUAAAUAAAAACAAAUAAAUUCUAUUAUAGUACA